CAGAAAGCUUAAUGUAAUCAAAACUGCACUUUGUUUUCAAAUUGCACCUAAAUUUCAAUGCCAAAGCAACCCAGCACACCCUACGACACCUGGCAUGCGGCAAAGAAGCACGAGAAGUCUCGGACAUAUCCUUUUCAUAAUUCCAAAGAUGACAUCAGAAGUAAUACGUUAAUAACUGAUUAUCAACCUGAAGAUGUAGCGAGACAGAUCACAUUGCGUGAUGCCGAAGCUUUUCGUCAGAUUACGGAAUCGGAACUUCGGGAUUAUGGCAAAAGCAAGAAGAACUCAGUGGGAAUCAAAGCGUGUUCGAGCAGAUUUAAUCAGACAAUGUUUUGGACGAGAGCUGAAGUGUUGUCGAGCAACGACUGUAAGCGUAGAGGAUAUCUGCUGUCGUUUUUCAUCAAAGUUUCCAAGUAUCUUUACGCACAUGCUAACUUCCAAGGCUUCUCAGCAGUCGUCACAGCUCUCAGCAGCUCACCUAUCAGUAGGCUGAAACGAUCUUGGGAGCAUGUAGACAAAAAAGAUCGAGUCAAAUUUGAAAAGUUCGCACAAUGUGUCAACCCUGAAUCGAACUACUCCAAUUUACGGAAUCUACUCCCCCCUGCAGCUCAUGGAAACAACACUUCGCAGCCUGUCGUACCUUUUCUAGGCAUGUUUCUUCUGGAGUUGGACUAUCUGCAGUCUGUCGACCAGAUGAAAUCAAGAGACCAUCGCAAUGGAAGGACUCCAUCUUCUGGAACAAAAUCUGAUGGAAGAGUUCCAAAUUCAGACAAUCAGUCUUCGUCUACUCCGAAUGGAGAUGAAAAAUUGUGCAAUAUUGUCAAUAUCCUCAUGAAUUAUCACCGCCACGCACUCUAUGAUUUUGAGCAAAACCCGCAGAUUCUGAACUCAAUCAAAUCCAACACCUGUCUGGAGGAACUGGUCAAGAUAUGCGAAGCAGACCAGUAUAAGAGAUCCCUGGAACUAGAACCUACAUCAUUAUUCACUUCAUCGCCGUCUGGGAAAACUUCGUGCAAUCAACCCCCUCGUCCCCAGACUCCAAACGGUACAUCAAACUCAUACUGUUCUAUGCACCCCCCGCCUACCUCUACAAAUUCAGCCCACACGAGCAACUCAAAUUAUCAUUCGCGAAAUGGCGUGUCAGGUUCAAUUCAGUUUGGACUGGUGGGCAGUUCGAACGGGGGCAAAGAAAAGGUGGUUGGACUGCCGCCCUCAGGCAGAGGUCACAGGAAGAGCAAAAGUGUGGGAGGGGCCUUGCCAGUUUCAUGCAUGUCUUUUUAUUCCUGUGUGAACAAGACAUCUAAUUACAACAGCACUGCUUACGGUCUUUCGUCUUCCAAUCCAUUCGACGAUGAACCUUCACAUCGAGUUGGUUUUGACAACCCUCUGCCAGUCGAAACCCCCCCAGGUGUCGCGUCGGGGGGUUUCUCCGGCGGUCGGGGCUCAUUAGGAAGUGCUGGCGGCAUGAACAAACUGACAUCUGUAGUGAAAACACUUACACCUCUUUUUGCAUCACCAAUACCACCUUCCAGUGCGAAUCCGAACACUUCGGCUAGAAGUCAUCACAGAAAGAAGCGAUCUGGAUCUUUAUCGGACGAUCAUUUGCUUCUCAACUCCACAGAUAUCAACGACAAUGAAGUUACUCGGACUAGCACAACACGAAAGGAACACGAAAGUGACGCAGAAGAUACACGCGAGAGCAUUGAAGACCUGUUUUAUGAUGCAAGAAGACGGAAGAUGGCGGGAGUUGUAGCGGGCAACCCGGCCGAGACUCUAGACUUCUCUUCCACCUACUUCUCAUCCGACUCAAAAGAAGCCGAAUUGUCUCUCAACAGUAAUAUAGAACUUCUGAGAUUGCGUCCGUCCUCUUUGUUCUCAGAUGAAGACGUGAAGGAAGGGGAGAAGUUUUCGGGAUCCCUGAAGAAAAAACUAAUUCUGAACAAGGGCAAACGCAACCGGUUGGGCUACUGGAAGAAGUGUUGGGUUAGCCUAAAUGACGAAGGAGUGUUGUCCUUCUAUUCGCACAAGACCAUCCAUGUGCCAGGGGGUAAAGAGUCGGACCGCUAUCACAAACACCCCACUAAGAGGAUAGAUCUGUCCACAGAUGGAUGGUAUGUACUUAGACAUGGCGCCAAGAGCUUCAUCCUCACGUCAGACUCUCUUGGCAAGACUUAUCGAUUUGAAGCCGGCGAGCACGUGGACAAAUGGACGGUAGAGUUAGACGCUUGUACGGAUCUGAUCAAACUCCAUGACUCAUCAAACUCUUCAUUCACGCUUCCGCUCUUCUCGUCACACGCGUCAGAAUCCGACAGACGAAAUACACUGCCGCCCCAGAGAAAGAUCACGACUAGUAGUAGUAGCAGCUACACCUCGACACUGGAGCGACGUAUUGGCUCCCAGGAAACAACUGCCGAUGACAAGUUGUUGUCGUUGUUCUUGGAUCCGAGAGAGGACGAGAAUCGAGGAUCGGACUCAAGCGGUGCAAGCAUCUCGGCUUUAAAAACUUGUCAGAGGCGAAAUACCACUGACACAUGUUUACUCAAGGGAUAAUAUCAACAAUGGGCUCUUUUUCCUCGGCCCUCCUUUUUUAUUUAAGAAAAAAAACAUUUUGAUGCUGUAACUAGUGUUUUUUUUCAAGGUUGUAUGUAGAGA
Messenger RNA from Symsagittifera roscoffensis, 2652 nucleotides. RefSeq lists its product as uncharacterized. Gene Ontology annotation, cellular component: plasma membrane. Gene Ontology annotation, molecular function: guanyl-nucleotide exchange factor activity. The transcript has 16 exons. Bases 58 to 2550 code for a protein of 830 amino acids. The record is from RefSeq and is a predicted model, not a curated record. Gene Ontology annotation, biological process: positive regulation of GTPase activity; Ras protein signal transduction. Lineage: Eukaryota; Metazoa; Xenacoelomorpha; Acoela; Convolutidae.